This is a messenger RNA of Nicrophorus vespilloides, 892 nucleotides long. RefSeq names its product RWD domain-containing protein 1. The transcript has 5 exons. The record is from RefSeq and is a predicted model, not a curated record. Gene Ontology annotation, biological process: cytoplasmic translation. The coding region runs from base 102 to 833 and encodes 243 amino acids. Gene Ontology annotation, molecular function: protein binding. Lineage: Eukaryota; Metazoa; Arthropoda; Insecta; Coleoptera; Silphidae.
UGUGACUGAUUGUGACAAGAUACGAAAUUUACAGGUUAGAAUGAAUGUUUCCAAUAGUUGAAGUAUUUGUACACCGGAUUUUAUUGCACUGAAUAGCGAAAAUGGAUUACCAAGAGGAACAGAACAAUGAAAUCGAGGCUCUCGAUUCCAUUUACUGCGGAGAUAUGUCAAUCAUCUCUUCUAGUCCCGUACACAAGUUCUCCAUACCCAUAAAAUCAGAAGAAUUCGACUCAGAAACUGAAGACGGUGGUUUAAUGUGUAAUCUGGUUUUCACAUACACACCUAAAUACCCUGAAGAAGCACCAGAAAUAGAAGUUGAGGACACAGUGAACUUUGAGAAUGAUUUUGAAUCUGGUUUAAUAGAGCAUUUAAAAGAACAGGUCACUGAAAAUUUAGGUAUGGUUAUGGUAUUUACACUAGUUUCUACAGCCCAAGAAUGGCUGAAUGUUAAAUGGGAUGAACAUAAGAAGUAUGUGGAAGAGGAGAAGUAUAGAAAAGAGAAAGAGGAGGAGGAAGCUGAGAGACAAAGAUUUGAAGGUACACGAGUCACUGUGGAGACUUUCAUGAAAUGGAAGAUGCAAUUCGAAAUUGAGAUGGGAAUUGCUAAGAAGAGGGAGACUGUGGAAAAGGAUUCAAAGAAAUUAACAGGCAGAGAGUUGUUCUUGCAAGACAUUACUCUCAACGAGUCUGAUUUGAAAUUCUUGGAUGAAGGUGAUUCUGUUAAAGUCGAUGAAUCGUUGUUCCAAGAUCUCGAUGAUUUGGAGCUGGAUGAGAUAGAUUCAGGUGAAGAUAGUGAUGAGGAUUAUGUGCCGAGCGAUGAAGUGAGCGAUUAGGAGCUUCGAUUUUUGUACACGAUUUAUUUUUUAAUCCAACAAAGUAUAUUAUUUAAAAA